CCAGGACCUUGCAACAUUUUCGGAGGCUUGUAGCUGUCAGAGUGGGCGACCCGUUCCUUCUUCAGCCGCGGUCGCGGCUGCGGAUCUUCUGACCAAGCCACCUCGUACCUUCCUCAAAUCCCAAACCACUUUCACUCUACAUCGCCAAAAUGGACCCCAUUCAUCCUUAUUUUUGUCUUUCGCUUCUCCUUCGAGGUUCCAUCUUGCGACGUUUUUGCUUUUCAGAAUGGCUACCGUGGCGAGAAGCGCCCGCGCUCAUAUGAGUCUCGCCAUGCCUACUACUCGGCGUGUAGCAGGUAUACCUUGUGGAAUCGAGCAGCCUACUCACCCUACUGAUGAAUUCGGUCCGCAACACAAGCUAUGGCAACUCCAGGAGUGCCUUCGCCAUGGGCGGCCCAUCGGACAGCAAGCUGGGGUACUGCAUGUACAGCCACAACAUCAGUCCCCGAACUCUCCAUCCCAAACCGCUUCCCUGAACCGCCUUCCGAUGCAACUCUCGAGAUAGGAGGAACCCAUCCGUUCGAGCCUAGCAUAGUGGAUUUUUACUUCGCGGCUAUCGAGCGCGGCGAGAAACCGACGGUGGGUCGCUUCAGUUUGCCGCAGGUUCUUGGUGAACCGGGUCCUGCAGCACUCAUGCGCACUGAGAACUCUUCGAAUCCAGAUAUUCGGUGGAUCCAUCUGCCAUUCAAUAGCAUGAAAUACACUAAGGAUCUGAUUGCUCGCGUGUGCAAAGACAUCGGCUUCUCAGGAGUUGAUGAGAUACUCAAGAAGAAUGUAUUCUCUUCAGACAAAUGGCUUGAUCGGCUGCAUCAUCGCGCAGAGGGGGACGGAUAUCAUGCAACUUACCUCGAGACAAGCUGCUUUGACAUCAACCUCACAGACGAAAACACCCGCCUGAUGCACGCCCAUCAUACAUACUUUGACAGCGAGGGGGCUUCAAUGGGAUUAUUCAUUCCAUUCCUACAUUGGGGCACCGAAGACAUCCUCGCGCAGCGGAACAUGAAACUGCGGGCUCUAGAAGCAAUGCGGAAGUCGAAUCUUCGAGCUUCUUCGCUUCAGCCCCCAUACGCACAGGGAGACUCAAAUAUGCUGGAUUUCUAUACUGAUAUGAUGACCGACCAGCUCUUCGACUCAGAAAACCCGCUUCAUCUGCGGCGCACUUUGGAUCAGUUCUAUUACACGCAUACACCAGAUACGUCCAAACGUGAUGAAGACCAAAUCGUAUCAAAACACGGUCCGGAUGCCGACAACAAAGGCAAGAGACCAAUGCAAAUUGUGGAUCAACUCUGGCUCUGGAUAUUGGGAAGCAACACCGUUAUCACCUGCUUUGAUCGGAGAUGGGUGGAAGAGAACAGUCCGCAGGCCAACGUCUACGAUAACGUCCUCUGGCAGCUUCGGCACAAUGGCCAAGCCAAAUGUAUCAAGUCUGGAUUUGAGCUCGCUCAUCUCAUCAUUGAGCAAGCCUCGAGCUACUUCUUCAACUACUCGCAUUCGCUGGAAGCAAAACUCCGAUUCAAGGAUAUCUUCCGCAAAGUGAUUGGCGAAAUAAGUGACGAGCAAAUAAAGCUGUUUAGAAUCAUGGCGGACCUCAGCGGGACAGACGCCCCCAUGAACUUCACUCGUGAUCAGCAAAACUGCCUCUUCGACGUCCAUGAGGAGUUUAACCUUCUCUACAAGAUACGCGAUGUCAUUGACGAGCUAACCAUUAUGAAGCGCGUCGUCGAUGAACAAAUGUCCCAACUGAAUCCUCUACUUGCAUUACAUUUCCACGAUACAUUCGGAAGGCACGAGACGAAGCAGGAUCUCGCCAUAGCUUCCGAAUAUGACCUUAUCAGGCACGAGAUACGGAAGAUGAACUGGGAUGAGAGAGAGUGGUUCAAGAGGACGGAGCAAUAUCUGAAGGCCCAUCACAAGGAAAUUGAGGAUAUGAUGACAGAGACGUUGAGAGUCUACGAUGCUCUUCGAGACACUAUCAGCCUGAAGCAGAACAACGCGAGUAUCUUCGAAGCACAUGCAAGCCGUAAGGAGUCCGAAGCCGUCACCCUAUUUACCUGGGUUUCAAGUAUUAUGCUUCCUAUGUCGUUCAUCAGCUCGGUUUUCAGCAUCAACGCCAUUGAGCUAGAAGAAGGCGGAAAAAUACGUCUAAAGGUCGCAAUGGCAUACAUAGUCCCGAUCUCCAUCGUCAUCAGCGUCGUGUUCGUCGUCAUUACCUUCUUCCGCGCAAUCCGCGAGUGGGCGACAGACCCAAUAUCUUCUGGAAAAGCAAAAAGGAACCUGCAGGGAGUCUGCGCAAGCAUGUCAUCUACGGGUGCGAGCAAAGUUGCGCGACAGGGUUCGCAGCGCAAGCGACUUCACAGGAAGAGCUGGGUGGAGGCCGCUCCAGCAACGAACGGUUAUGCAGACCCAAAUACGGUUUAAGUAUCAGCAUCUUUGAGUACUAGCAAUGCCUUUCUUCUCGCUGCUCAAGGCAUCAUCUGGGAGAGGACCUUUUUCUAUAUAAAAGCGAGUCGAUCAUGGAAUCGCACUUCAUUCGCUA
Messenger RNA from Trematosphaeria pertusa, 2536 nucleotides. RefSeq lists its product as uncharacterized. The record is from RefSeq and is a predicted model, not a curated record. Lineage: Eukaryota; Fungi; Ascomycota; Dothideomycetes; Pleosporales; Trematosphaeriaceae. The transcript is spliced from 9 exons. Gene Ontology annotation, molecular function: metal ion transmembrane transporter activity. Gene Ontology annotation, biological process: transmembrane transport; metal ion transport. Bases 361 to 2418 code for a protein of 685 amino acids. Gene Ontology annotation, cellular component: membrane.